AUGUCGACCGGGACUCAAUUAUGGAGGCAUUGUUCUCGAAAUAUACUCUCGUUACAAGCUAGAGUUCCCCGAAGCAGCGUUAUCACAGCUGCACUACGAAGAAGAUACAGCAGCAUCUCCGCCGCAGAGCUCCAGUUCGGUCAACCAUUGCACGAAACGCACCCUCACCUAUUAAAAGCCGGAGAAUUGACACCCGGCAUUACCGCGCUCGAAUAUGAUCACCGCCGCUCAAAACUUGCCUCCAAACUACCCAAGAACGCCGUCGCCAUCGUUCGCGCUGCGGAGUUGAAGUAUAAAUCGAAGAAUGUGUUUUACAAGUACCAUCAAGAUACGGAUUUCUUUUAUUUGACUGGAUUUAAUGAGCCUGGAGCUCUAGCUAUUAUAGCAAAUACCGGCCAACCAGGCGAACAUACCUUCUACCUCUACGUUCGGGAAAAGGACACACGAGCAGAGCUAUGGGAGGGAGCAAGGUCAGGGACACAGGCAGCCAUGGAUGUAUUCAAUGCAGAUGAGUCCGGCAACAUCGAUCAUCUUCGAGACUACCUACCAGAUAUCCUAUCCGGCGCAUCGGAGAUAUACACUGAUAUCAGUGCCGGAAAAGGACGUUCAGCCUUCUCCCGCUUGCUAUCCAGCUUCACAGAUUCUUCUAGUUCGACUGGUGAUGCAAGAGAUCAAGCCAUGGAGAAGAUCAGACCGUUGGCUCCGAUAGUUAACGAACUCCGCGUAUUCAAGAGUGAUGCUGAGAUUGCCAAUAUGAGACAUGCAGGACGUGUGACUGGUCGAGCAUUUACUGAAUCCAUGCGCCAUGGUUUUGGCACUGAGAGCGAGCUUGAUGCCUUUUUGGAGUAUCAGUUCCGUCGUCAGGGAGGCGAUGGGACAGCGUUCGUGCCUGUUGUUGCUGGCGGAUCGAACGCGCUAAGUAUACAUUAUGUUAGGAAUGAUAAUGUUUUACGUGACGGGGAAUUGGUUCUGGUUGAUGGCGGUGCACAAUAUGCAGGAUACAUCUCGGACGUGACGAGAGUAUGGCCGGUGAACGGCAAGUUCACUCCCGCGCAAAAGGAACUGUACACUGCCGUCUUGAAUGUACAGCGGUCAUGCAUAUCUCUGUGUCGCGAGUCGGCCGGCCUAUCGCUCGACAAGCUCCAUGAUAUAGCUGAGCGAAGUCUCCGAGAACAGCUCAGCUCCAUCGGCCUUAAUACCUCUGGCGGCGCCAUGCAAACGCUGUUCCCUCACCAUGUAGGCCACCAUAUCGGUCUCAGCGUGCACGACUGUGGUGGCUACUCAAGACGAGAAAUGCUGCGCAAAGGCCAGUGUAUCACCAUCGAACCGGGCGUCUACGUACCGAACGAUGACCGCUGGCCCGAGAAGUUCCGUGGCGUCGGCAUUAGGAUAGAGGAUAGUAUAUGCGUGGGAGACGACAACCCCAUCGUCCUGUCUCCUGAGGCUGUCAAAGAGGUAUGA
This is a messenger RNA of Nannizzia gypsea CBS 118893, 1461 nucleotides long. Its product is annotated as xaa-Pro aminopeptidase 1. NCBI's taxonomy places the organism in Eukaryota, Fungi, Ascomycota, Eurotiomycetes, Onygenales, Arthrodermataceae. Bases 1 to 1461 code for a protein of 486 amino acids. Gene Ontology annotation, cellular component: mitochondrion. Gene Ontology annotation, molecular function: manganese ion binding; metalloaminopeptidase activity. The record is from RefSeq and is a predicted model, not a curated record. The transcript has 9 exons.